Trichechus manatus latirostris (Florida manatee) is the source of this 2658-nucleotide messenger RNA. Its product is annotated as zinc finger protein 3-like. Bases 1079 to 1945 code for a protein of 288 amino acids. Gene Ontology annotation, molecular function: RNA polymerase II cis-regulatory region sequence-specific DNA binding; DNA-binding transcription factor activity, RNA polymerase II-specific. Lineage: Eukaryota; Metazoa; Chordata; Mammalia; Sirenia; Trichechidae. Gene Ontology annotation, biological process: regulation of transcription by RNA polymerase II. The record is from RefSeq and is a predicted model, not a curated record. The transcript has 4 exons.
CAAGCCUGAUGGGAUCUCCCAGCUGGAGCAAGAUCUACAGGUCUUUGAUCUGGAAACUAAGAAUAGAGAAGUCUUAAAGAGACAGCUUCUCAGCCAGUGGGAGAACCUUGACCCAGCUCCCCUAGAGGCUACCAGAGAACAACCCAUGACCGAGAUUUGGCCUCCGAGACGCCUAGAUGGGACCUGGAAGUGUGUGCAGAGGAACCCGAGUUUCUAAUUGCCUCUCCUUGGAGACAGAAGUCGCUGACACGCUGCGAAGCGGGUUCAAACAGUGUCAGGGGCUCAGCGUCUCCCGCCCAGAGUAGGAGGGUCCAGGGCUCCGCGCAGUCGUGGUCGGAAGCUCGGUCUGAGGCGAAGAACUGGCUGAGAGAAGCGGCAGAGCCCUAGCGUCCGGGACUCCUGGUGGGAUUGGGUGAGGCUAUAGGAACCCUGCUCAGUGUCCAGGCUAGUGUGCCCUUCCCUGCUUACAGGGUAGGGUGAGUGUCGUCAUGUCCAGGUCUCUGAGUGGACAGCGCAGGUCGGGGAGCCGCGCCCGCCCGCCGGCGGCCAGAGGCCGCUCUUGGCAUUUCUAAUGGUUUGGCUGCACCUCGGCUCGGCCACGACCGUCGCGAGCGGUCAUGGGUCGUUGCUUUUGCCCAUCGUGCCUGGAGAAAGAAUAAAGCUUCGAAUGCUUUCUAGGUUGGAAGUCUGUCUUGGGACAGCGUCACCCUUGCCUUAAGUGACUGUCUAUCCCUUGUGCCGUGUCCAGAAGAAAUUUUAGAAAAGAUCUCAGAGUUGGAAUAGCAUCGGAGACUGGACCCAGCCCGUGGAGAAGUUUCUUGCACAGAUGUCCUUGGAGUCUGUGUGUCCAUCCCCAGAGCAGGAGCCUCGAAAGACCAGGGUUCAUAGUCUCUGCUGGAUUCAGUCCAUACACCAUAACCUGGUAUUCAGGGUCCUCUGCGAUGUGGCCUCAACCCAACUAUGCAGUCUCAGUGUUCCAGAGACAGACCCAACAAGACCGAUGGUGAGACCUGGACUGAAGAUUAAUGGAUUAUAAAGCAGAAAGCUCUUGAAGUAAGGAUACAACUACAUAAAGGAGAUGAAUGUGAACAAUGUGAACAAAACAAACAUGAGGGAAUCCUUUAAUAGAGAAGAACCCUACGACUAUGAAAAAAACUUUAGUAAUAUCUCAAACUUUAUCCAACAGCCACAAAUUGUUAUUGAAGAGAAAUCUCAAAUGUGUAAUAUAUGUGGAAAAUUAUUUAGGCGUAACUCAUACCUUAUUCAGCAUGAAAGAAUUCAUAAGCAAGAGAAACCUCAUAAGUGUCAUGAAUGUGGAAAAGCCUUUGACCAUAGUUCAAACCUGAUUCAUCAUCAGAGAAUACAUACUGAAGAGAAACCCUAUGAAUGCAGUGAGUGUGGGAAAACCUUCCGGCGAAGCUCACACCUUAUUCAGUAUCAGAUAAUUCAUACAGGAGAGAUGCCUUAUAUGUGUAAUGAAUGUGGAAAAGCUUUUGGUCGAAGCUCAAGUCUUACUCAACAUCAGAGAAUCCACACAAGGGAGAAGCCCUAUGAAUGUAAUGAAUGUGGGAAAGCCUUUAGCCAGAGCUCUAAUCUGAUAGAACAUCAACGAGUUCACACCAAAGAGAGACCGUAUGAAUGUAAUGAUUGUGGGAAAACUUAUAGUCAUAACUCACACCUCAUUGAACAUCAGAGAGUCCAUACAGGAGAAACUCCUUAUAAUUGUAAUGAGUGUGGGAAAUCUUUUAGUAGAACAUCACUCCUUAUUAAACAUCAUAGAAUUCACACUGGAGAGAGACCCUAUGAAUGUAUUCAAUGUGGGAAGACCCUUAGUUGGAACUCUCACCUUAUUCAGCAUAAGAAAACUCAUGGUGGAAUAAAACCCUAUGAAGUAAAGAAUGUAAGAAAACAGUCAAGUAUAGUUCAUACCUUACUGAUCAUCUGAGAAUUCAUACAACAGAGAAACCAUGAAUGAAAGAAAUGUGGUAAAGCCUUUGGUUGGAGUUCAACUCUUGUUGAGCAUCAGACAAUCCACACUGGGGAGAAACCCUAUGAGUGUAGUGAGUGUGGGAAGGCCUUCAGUCUGAAAAUCCACAUGGUGGACAAACCUCACAGAUAUGUUCAGUGCAUGAAAACCGGUAGAUGGAAUUCCCACCUUAUUCAGCAUCAGUGAGUUCACUUUGGAGGAAUGAUGAAUAUGGGCAAAGCCCUGUUACAGAAAGCCUUGUUAUCUGACAGAGAAUACAUGAAGGAGGUAUAAUGCAACACUAUAAAGAUGAUGAUGAAAAUGAAACCUAACUAGCACUAGUUUGAUAUCAAGAAUCUACAUCAGAGGGAGAUGCUAUGGUUUGCUUUCCAAAUCUCCAAAUUCAUCCUCUGAAAACGGAAUGAGUUAGGUCAUGGAAAAAGAAUCAGGGAAUCCUGGAUUCAGACUUGUAGAUCAGGAAAGCAGUAGAGUGAGCUUUGAACCCAGUAGAUUUCCCUAUAUUUCACCUGUCCUGUUUGUUAUAACUGUAGAUGGAAGUGGCUUUUGGGUCUCCUUGGACCAAUACUUUGCCUCUCAGUGUCCUGCAGACUACUGAAUCUCUUUGUGUUUUACGACAUAAAUGCACUUAAUAAAUGAGCACAUUUUCUAAACCAAGUAAUUUCUCAAUGUGA